This is a messenger RNA of Chrysochloris asiatica (Cape golden mole), 14220 nucleotides long. RefSeq names its product dynein heavy chain domain 1 (gene DNHD1). The record is from RefSeq and is a predicted model, not a curated record. Gene Ontology annotation, cellular component: dynein complex. Gene Ontology annotation, biological process: microtubule-based movement. NCBI's taxonomy places the organism in Eukaryota, Metazoa, Chordata, Mammalia, Afrosoricida, Chrysochloridae. Gene Ontology annotation, molecular function: ATP binding; minus-end-directed microtubule motor activity; dynein light intermediate chain binding.
GAUGAGGAAAAGAAGGUGGCCUCAUCUCCUGAUGAAGCUUCAUCAGAUGCCCUUGAAUCUUGGAACUCUGUAUUGGUCCAAGAGAAAGAAGAGCUGCCUUGGGCGUCUGAGAGGAAACAGAAGACGUUCCUGAAGAAAAUGACUGAGAUCCAGCAGACCACAGUGUUGGAGCCCUUGCUAGCUGAGCUCCGCAUGCUAUUCUCAGCGGUGCUACAGGACUGCAGCCCUGCAGCCUGGCGUUACCUACAUGCAGUACUGGGUCUGUUGCCUCCAUAUCGUACACUGCUAUGUGACUACCUUGAUUUGCUGCCUUUUCUGGAGCAGCUGUACCGCUGGGCACCUUGGGUCCAGUCCCAGCUCCAGCUGGACCUGCUGGAUGCCAUAGACCAGGCCUUUCCCCGAGACACCUCUUUGUUAGCGGGUGCCUCCCAUACUGACUGCCAUCCGCAAAAACAGAGGUUUCAACAUGGGCAGCCCGGAUACCCUACCUGCCCUAUUGUACAGGCCCAGAGGGAUGAGAAGCAAGUAGAGAAGGAUUUGGCUACAUGGUUGCGACCACUAACACUGCCGGAAUUACAGCACUGCCUAGGCAUUGUUGGUGCUGAGGUGGCCCUAGAAGAGACUCAUUGGCUGCAUGGCCUUAGCCUCCUCCCCUUGGCACUGGCAGCAGACAUCCCUGUACAGUUGGAAAGCAGAACCGCUGACAACGCAGAGGAAGAACCUGUUGGAAGAGAGACUAGGUCACAACUUGACCAGAAAAUUUCUGAGGAGAAAACCUUCCAAAAGAGAGAUACUAGCUUCGUACCUGAGACUUCCCUCUUGGGUAGUCGGGUGAUAAACAUUCUACAGACAGAAAAAUACCUGAAGAAGAUCCACUUUGUCUACCUCAAUGUGGCUCCGAGUCGUCACUUUAGGCCUUAUAGCUUGAUGGUGGUGCCACCAAACAAAGUGAAUCCUGAGCACUACAUCUUCUCGCCUUUUGGGAUCCUGCAUAUCCAUCCUGUGGAGGGCAGUGACACAAUGACGCUGGGUACCUGGCAUCGCCACUCUGUUCUCUGGCAACAGCUUCAGUUCAUUCCAUUCUUUAAGAAUUGCCUCGUACGCAAGGCAUUGAACUGCUGGAAGAAGUGCGUGAAGUUGCAGGUGGUGCAUCAAUGUCGGAUGUUCCUAGGGAGUCAUCUGCUCUUGGCUGUGCCCCACUUCGGAGCUGGACUGCUCCAUAUUAGCAGGCUUCUGCAGGAACUGCACUCUGUAUCCUGGCUCCCUCAGGAACCAGAUCAGAGCUACGAUCUACUGGAGCUGCAAAAGGCUCUAACCAAGGAGAACCAGAAGGCUCUACGUCUGCUCCGCCGCUGCCUACGCCUCUGCACAGCCAUUCUUAAAUUGGUUCAUGAGGACACUUACCACAUGCAGCAAGGCCUGCAGGAGCAAGUGCAAAGUUGCAAGAGGAUAAACCAGGGCUCCAUAUACCUCCAGAAUGUACAGUGCCAGGAGCUGGAGCAGAGACUGAAGCAGGCAGAGGCUUGGCUGCUGCAUCUGGGACAACUUGCACGCCUAAUAAACUACAUGAUUUGUCAGAGCCUUGUGUCCAUCGUGGAGGAAAAGAUAACCUCUUUUGUGGCCAACAUCCUUCAAGCCCCAAGGCAGAAACCCUUUCUAACAGCACAGCUGGUCAUUGAUGAGUGUGAUCAACUUUCUCAUGUGCCCGCCAUUGAAAAGAUGAUCCAGACUCUAACUGGGGGCCUCCAGUUGGUCAAGACCUCUGUCCUGCAGGUGAUGGAAUCUGCAGACCUCCAGAUGUCAUGGGAUUCCCUGUAUUCCCAAGCAGAAGAUGAAGAGGAUGACUUGAACUUGGAAUUCUUGACGUCCAAGAUCCAGGACCAGCCCAGCAAUGCUGUGCGUAUCUUCUGUGGCCAGGAUAUUGCAUUGGUGUGGCCCUGGAAGUCUUUCCCAAUAACUGGAAUCUUGGAGGUCCGCGGGUACCACCUGCGGGGUCAAUACUUACCUCCCAACUAUAAGCAGCUGCAGGAAGACCUUGACAAUAACCUUCAAAUCCAGCAGGCAAUGACUAUACAACAGACUCUGAUGGAGGGUGCACUGUCAGAAGUGCAGGAAUUCUGCAGAGAAUAUCACUGGGUAACAGGCAUUUAUGAAUUCGUGCAAGCUUGGGGGCCUCAGCAGUUGGACGCCAUGAGGGGCUGCCCCAUCAAGAAUUACACAUCCCUGGUGAGCCACCUGAACACUUGGCAGGCCCAGGUCUCCACAAUGCCUAUCGAGUUGAUUACAAAAGGCAACCUGCUACUGCUGAGCUGCCAUGAGAUACAGGCAGAGAUGGAAUUCAAGCUGGACAGCAUCAGGAAGGACAUCCUUGCACAGGUGCAGGAUGAGUGCUGGAGCCGCACUAAGCAACUAAUGACAGAACUCACAGAUUUCAUGCAGACCUUCCAAACCAUCAACUCUGACAUUCAUGCCAUUGCGCGGUGCUCCCAGAAGUUGAAUGAGGCUAAUGAGCAGUACAAUGAACUGGAAGAUCGAGUGGAAUACAUACGAUCACUUCAUGACCUCAUCCGGAACCAAUUUAACCACUUCAGUGCUGAAAAUGAGGCGCUGGAUAUCUCGGUGAGAGGGCAAUUCUGAGAGACACCUACGCUACCCAUCCCCUCCCCACAACCACAUCUACUUGACUGCCCUCUGUUUGCCUUCCAGCUGCUAGACACAUGGGAGGCAUUUCAGUUUGAGAAAAGCCAGGCCUCAGAGUUCCUGCUCAGCAAGCGACAUGCCAUUGUACCCAAGCUGCAGCAGCUGAUGGCAACUGCAUUGGCAGAGCUGGAAAACCUGCUCGAGAAGGCUGUGUCUGGUCCCUUCAUGGACCCUGCGCAAGAGCUGAGGAGCACUGAGCGCCAGCUCAUCUCCCUGGAACGUCAGUUCCAGAACACAGCCAGCCACCUCAGUGAAAUGCACCAUGCAUAUGCCACCUUCACUGGAGAUGAAAAUCCUGUGCCCUUGCCAGCCUGUGGGACCCGUCCUAUUGUGCAGCAGCAGCGCAUCUGGCACCUCUACCGAGUCAUCUCGGAAAACAUCAGCGAGUGGAAGUGCAUGGCUUUUUCCAAGUUCAACCUGGUUAUGGCCCUGGAAAAGACGGAUGGCUGGCUGACAGAGGCAGCCCGUAUGAGCACAAUCCUGGGGCUGCAAAGCCCAGUGCUGCACCGCUGCAUGCGCAUGCUGGAGGAAUUCCGCAGCUACCUACCAGUGCUCACCAAGCUGGGCAGCCUCCAGCUGCAGAACCUCCACUGCCAAGCCCUCCUACGAGUUUUAGGGCUAGAAAGUCUCACUAAUCUGGACCUCCUAACACUAGGCCAGCUACUUACUUGUCCAUUGCUGGAGUUUGCAGAUCGAAUCAACCAGAUCUGGCAAUGCGAAAAUGAACGAAUCCAUGCCCAAGACGCCCUCCGGCGACUUCAGAGGUCCUGGGAAGCUCGCCAACUGCGCCUGCUCAACUUUAUUCUGCGUGUACCCUACGAGCCCCCAGCUGCAGAACGAUCCAAGAGACAGAUGCUCCGUAGUCCCCAGUGGGAUGUAGUAAGCAAGGAUAGUGGCACCUUCAUCCUUUCAGACUACAGCAGCCUGCAGAAUUCCAUCCAAGAGAGUCUUCAACUGUUAUUCAAGAUCCUAGCCAUCCAAAAGUCAGGAAAUUUGCACACAGUGGCCCUGGAGUGGGUGACCAUCAUGCAAGGGCUGGGUGCCCUGCUGGAGGUGUGGGUGACUUUCCAGCAGAAGUGGAUUUUUCUGAAUAAAGUUCUGCAUGAGAUGAAGAUCCAGUUUCCUAGCUCUGACCUGAGCUCUCGCUUCAAAGCCAUGGAUGACCAGUAUCGGACCCUGAUGAGGAUUUCCAUAGCUGACCCCCUGGUCUUGUCUCUUAUAGUACCCAGUGCUAAGCGGACUCCUUACUUCCAGGGCCAGCAGCUGCAACAACUACUCCAAGCAGGCUCAGUAGAGCUGGAGGGCAUCAUCAUGGCUCUGGAGAAUGUGCUCUAUAGGGUGCGUACUCACUUCCCCCGCCUCUUCUUCCUUAGCGACAGUGAACUGGUGGCCCUUCUGGCUGCCCCACUGGAAUCAUGUGAGGCCCAGAAGUGGGUCCGACGUUGCUUUCCUAGUGUGCGUGCAAUGAGCUUCAACUCAGUUGAUGAGAAGAAAAGCAUGGGUGACUGGGAGUCGAGCCCAAACACACCUUCUCUUGUGGAAGCACUGGCAGUGCUAGGAGCAGGUGGGGAGGAGAUGAAGUUGCAGGUGCCCCUUCCUCUGCAUCCAGAUCUCCCCAAGUGGCUGGCCUCUCUGGAGAAGGCUCUGCGUGAGGUCCUGGUGCAUACACUGCAGGACUGUGUGGCCUCCCGCCUUACUCAGGGUGAAUCCCUGGAUGGCACACAGCCCCUACACAACCAGCUUGCCCUGCACCAAUAUAUAGUCCACUGGCUGGAUUUAGCCCAGACCUUUCCGUGGCAGUGUGUGCUGGUGGCAGAGGAGGUGAUGUGGCGGGCUGAGAUGGAGGAGGCUCUGCUUGAGGGAAACACUCUGGAUUUGGUCCCCAUGCAAGUGUGCAAGCUUGAAGUACUGGUGCAAUUUAUGCGGGCCCAGAGGGGUGCCCAGGGUGGGCAGUACCUGCCCUCUGUUCAUCAGGCUAGCCUAUUCAGUGCCCUCUUGGUCAUGGCAGUGACCCAUCGGGAUAUUGCACAACUGCUGCGGCAGCAUGAGGUCAGUGAUCUGCAAGAUUUCCACUGGGCCCGCCAACUCAAGUACCACCUGGGUUCAUCUCGCGUGACCAAAAGUCCCCUACAGAGUCUCAGGACUAUUGUUACAUCGACUGGGUCCUCUCAGCCCCCAGCUGCCUGCUGGAUAGAUGUGCUGGGCCACUCCUUCCUGUACAAUUAUGAGUAUCUGGGACCCAGGCUGGACCUACUACCCAGCCUGCUGCCUGAGCGGCCAGCUCUGGUGCUGUUAUUGGCACUUGAGGAGGUGGCUUGCGGGACCCUACUGGGCCCUCAAGGUGUGGGCAAGACAACUAUGGUGACUAACCUGGCACGGGCCCUAGGACGCCAGCUGGUGAUUUUACCCUGCUUGCCUCAGACAGAAGCCCAAAGCCUGAGCAACUAUCUGAAUGGUGCCCUACAGGGAGGUGCCUGGCUGAUGUUGAAGGCAGUUCAGCACCUGCCCCCUGGCUUGCUCUCUGCCCUGGGCCAGCGCCUAGCUCAACUACACCUUCUGUAUGCCCCACUGUACCGGGAGGCUUCCCAAAGCACCAGCUCCAUCAACCCCAUCCAUCCAUUGCAACUUGGCACUGGCUUCUUUGAAAACCAUCAUGUGUACAUGCGCCUUGGCUAUGGCUGUCUUAUGACACUGCAUGCCCUGAGCCCUGCUGUGCCUGCCAACCUGCGCCUGCUCUUGAGGCCUGUAGCACUGGCAUUGCCCAACUUGUACCAUGUAGCAGAGAUGACUCUGCUGGGUGCAGGGAUGCGGGAUGCCUCCCGCAUGGCUAACCGCCUAGCCAAAUUAUUCUCCCUAGAGCGUGAGCUGGUGUCUGGGCCCCUGCCCUGCCGCCUGCCGUUGCUUAAGCAGGUACUGGAGGACACAAUACAGAGACUAAAUGUAACUAAGGAGGAGCCCAGGUCCCAGCAUCACCGCCGCCUAGCUGCCAUUGAAGAGGCCUCCCUACUACAAGCUCUGCUGCACUCACAGCUUUUCAGGAUCCUUGAUAAGCCCCACCUGCACAAGCUCCAAGAGCUGCUCUGUGGGCUCUUCCCUGGUGCCAGUCAAGCGUUGGCAGAGCCCAUGACUCACAGACUGCCGAAGCCACUGAUGGUAGAGGAACUGCAGCAGGUAGGACUGUAUCCCAGCCCGGAAAUUUUGAGGUCCCUGGAACAGUUGAGCCAGGCCCUGAACCAGGCCUUGGGCAUUCUGCUCCUCGGCCCUGCAGGCAGUGGCAAGACAACUUGUUGGAACUGCUUAUUUAAGAUCCAGAACCGGCUGGCAGCCAUGGAGAAUGCCUCAGCCCAGGGCUACCAGUCUGUGGAAAUGACCCAUUUGUACCCCAGUGUUCUCAGCCCCCAGGAGUUCCUGGGAUGGCUCGAGGGCCCCUGCUGGCACCAUGGCAUCUUCCCCAGGCUGCUGCGUGCAGCUACUCAGUGUAAGCUCAUGGGCUUAAAGAAUCAGGUGCCAGAAUCAGUGGAGAUCCAGCACUGGAUUGUUUGUGAUGGAGCACCCAGUGCUGUUUGGCUGGACUCCAUCAUCUAUCUCCUUAGUGAGCCCCCUGAGUUUAAUCUCCCCAAUGGCCAGCAGAUACCACGCCCCCCAAGUACCUUUUUCUUGAUGGAAGUGGCAGAUGCCACCGGCAUGUCCCCCACAAUAGUAGGCCGAUGUGCCCUGGUCUGGUGUGGUGGAGAGCAGACUUGGCAGUGUAUGCUUAGCGUCCUGAUGGCAGCCCUGACCCAUGAGUAUCGCCUGCAGCAGCAGACGGUCACGGCACUCAACCAUCUGGCCGAAGUGUUGGUACCUGCCACAUUCCACUUCCUCACCUGCCAAGGUGCCAGUUCUCUGCUGCAGGUACAUGGGCAGCAGACUGUGUGCCCAGGCGUGGCUGAAGUUACCAGCUUGGCCCGCAUCUUUCGUGGUCUGCUUGACCCCUAUCUGCGCCUCGAUGAGGAGGAGAAGGCACGUGGCCCAGAGGACCACAGCAGUAGUGAGCCUGUGACUCAGAGCUUCAAGUCCUCAAAAAGCAGCUCUCUGAACAACCGGUCCCAGACAGACAGUGAAGAUGUGCACAAUAAGCACAGGGAACACUUGCUGGCUGUCAGCAGCUUUCUUUUUGCUCUGAUCUGGGGAUUUGGAGCUCUCCUUCCCUCCAGGCUCUGGCCCGUCUUUGACACCUUCCUGAGGGAGUCUAUUAAAUGCAUCUCCAACUACCCUGAGCCACCACCCUCAGCCUUGCUGUUUGAUCUGCAUGUAUGCCCUGAAGACGGGACUCUGGUCCCCUUCAAUGGCCAAUACCUGAGUAGCCGCAUCAGAGGAACUCUGGGUACCUUCAACCUUUCUCCCCAGAAUGAACGGCUCUUAUAUGUGGUGGACUUGCUUCUGUCAAAAGGACAGCCAGUGCUGCUGGCUGGAGAGACAGCAUCAGGGAAAUCGGCCUUCGUGGAGGUGCUAGUGGAGCCAAAUCACCCGUACACGUACAUCCCUAUCAACCCUACCUUCAGUUCCACCCAUCUUCGCUUCCUGCUAAGCCGAGGAGUCCAGGGCCAACCACAAACCAGCCCAUUGCUUGGGCAUAACCCGGAUUCUAAAGGCUACCUUCUCUUCCUGCUGGAGGAUUUACAUCUGGCGGCUUCUGAUCCAGAGAAAAGCUGCCAACCAGUACUGGAGGCUCUGCGCCAGGCUAUAGAUGGCACUGUGUAUGCCCAUAACACUUUGGAACUACAGAGACUGCAGCCUAUAAUCAACUUCCUUGCUACUGCCACAGUGCCAGGUUACUGUGAGCGGCCGCUGUGCCCACGCCUCUUUCGACUCUUCACAGUGCUGGUCCUAGGCAACAUGACCAAGGCGACCCUGCUGAGCAGGCACACACCUAGCAUUCAGGCCUGGCUUGAACGCUUCCCAUCUGUGGAGCAGGAGGGGCUGCUAGCAGGAUUCCUAGUUCAGGCCUCAGUGGAUGCCUGGGAAACUGUGUGCAAUUGCUUCAUGCCUUCACCUCUUCACCCACACUAUCGCUUCUCCCUGCACUCUGUGAGCCACUUACUAGGCAGCCUGCAGCUGCUGCCAACCAGAGUGGGCUCCCGAGGGUUCAUGGACUGCCUCAACCAUCAGGAACACUUGCGCCUGGUGUCAGGCUUGCGUGGCACCCGGCUGAACAUUAUGAUAGCGACACGCAACAUGAUGCGUCUUUGGUUGCAUGAGGCACAGAGGACCUUUUGUGACCGAUUGAACAGCCCUAAUGAGCGCACCUAUUGUGCCAAGAUGCUCUUAGAAGUAGCUCAGUGUACCUUCUGCUCAAGGUCAGGGUCCCCGAACCUGGACAAGGGCUACGUGGAUGAAGAGGAGGAGGAAAAAGUGCCUGAAGUGGAAUCCGAAGGGGAGUUGGCCCAGUGGGAAGACUUAAGCAACAGUGACAGUGAGACAGAGGAGGGUCUUUAUACCCUUCAGGUUCCCACAGGCUUACACUCCCGCAAUCCAGGUGUAACGCCAUCCAGGAAGCCAGUAAACAAGGAGAGCAUGGAGAGCACAGGUCAGAAGAUAAACAAAGAGGAAGACACAAUUAUUUCCACCUUUAAGAGCCAGGUAAAGAGAUCUAAGAGUUGGUGGCAGAAGGCAUCCCGGGUAGACAUGGUCACACCCAUGUUGCUACCAGUGUUACUACUGAAUCCCCAGGAAAAGCCUUCUGACCUGAUCUUUAGUCAGGAGCUGAUAUUGGGGUCCAGCUUGGAGAGCCCCAACUUGUAUUUGGAACGACAGUGGGAGAACCUGGAGGAGCAGCUGGCCAUUUCAGCGGCUCAGUUAAAGCUGAGGCCCCAGCUUAUCCUGUGUCGAUCCGUGACCCAGCAUGUGGCCCGCCUGGUCCGGGUGUUGGCCAGGCCCCGGCAGCAUGGCCUUUUGCUCUCAGGGGUUCUGAGUGCUGGGCGCCAUACUGCCAUCACUCUGGCUGCUAGUAUUUGUCAGGCCCGCCUUUUCCAUUUGCCAUCUGGAUCAGAAGAAGCCAUUCUCCAGUGUCUACGGGAUGCCAGCUGGUACGCUGGCAUGUUAAACCAGCAGGUAGCCCUGCUGGUGCCUGAGGGUGUGGAUCUCACUACCUUUAAUCGCCUGCUGGCUCUGGCAAGUUCAGGUAGUUUCCCUGACCUGUAUACAGAAGCAGAUCUGGACAAACUUGAUGAACAUCUUCCCAGAGAAAACCCUGGUGUCAAACAGAACAUCAAGAAGGAAAUGGUGUUUCAAAGGUUCUACCAACAAGUGUGCAGCCACCUGCACCUGUUCUUCCUGAUCAGAGAUGACCAGACCCACAACCAUUUGCCUUCCAACUUGUUACCAAGGCUCCUUCAACUGGCUGUUGCUAGCAUUGAUCAUUAUGAACCAUGGGACCAAACUGACCUGGUCAGUGUGGCCAAACACCACCUGAAGGGUGCUCAGAAUCUACUCCUUGAUGAUGGCUCUUUGAAGUGCCCAGACCUCCAGGCCUCAAUUACCAAUGUGUCCAAUGCCAUGGCUCUCAUUCACCUUUCGGCUACCAGAUACACUGAGCACCUGUGCCCUCUACUGCCACUUGUCACCCCUAAGACCUUCCUAGACUUUCUGGACACCUUCUUGAUGUUGCAGCACCAGAUGGCCCUGCAGAUGAGGAACAAGGCCUGUCGGAUCCAGAAUGCCCUGAGGAAUCUGGAAUCCCUGAUUGAACAGCACACUGCCCAUGUCAACCUGGUCUUCAACUUGGAACAGAAAGUGAGAAGCUCCCGCAAGAGCCUCAGUAUACUUCAGCAUCAGAUAGAACAAGACAAGUUUCUGUACAAGCAGCAGAUGGCAGAAUGUCAGCAGCAGGAGAAGCUCAUUGAGAAUUUGGUCAAACAGCGAGAUGCUCUGCAGGCUCAGCAUGUGGCUUUCCUGGAACAGAUGGGCAAGGCAUUCCUGGGGCCUCUAAGCCAGCUGCAGGUGGCUGAUUUCGAGGAGUUACGGAGCUAUCGAGCACCACCAAAAUCUGUAGUCCAGGUGACCAAUGCACUGUGUGACCUGUUCCACCGUGAACCAGGCUGGGCCAGUGCGAAGCAACUGUUAUGCACUGAGGAUUUUUAUCAGGAGUUGGUAUUCUUCCCCAAGGAGAAGAUGACAGAUUCAGAGCUGAUCAAGUUAAACCUAGCUCUGAAGGCUCCAGGCAUGAGCGAUGAGGCUCUGCGAGCAGUAAGCACACCUGCAGCAAGCCUGACAGUGUGGCUUUGGGCCGUUCUGCGCUAUGGGUUGGCACAGCGCCGGGGACUGCCGACAGGUCUGCUGUUGCGGCAGGUGGAAGCAGCGCUAGCUCGGGAGCAAGCCCGUCUGGGCCGUUACCAAUUCCAGGCCCAUGAGACCCUGCAGCACAAUUUAACCCUGAUUAAAAAGAUGAAGGAUGCCCAAGAUUCCUAUAGCUUUAUGAUGGAGACCCUCAUUCACGCACAGUUUGGCAAAUAUUACAAGUGGCCCAUAAAGGCUGCACUGCUCACACCUAUACACUCCUGGACUACACAGCUCAAGAAGCUGAAGGGGUACUGCAUGACUGUUUUGGGAGAUGCCCUCCUGUGUUCAGCUGCCAUUGUCUACCUGGGUCCCUUCCCACCAUUGCGGCGCCAGGAGCUAUUAGACAAAUGGCUGGCUCUGUGCGAGGGCUUUCAGGAGACCCUGGGUCCAGAUGAUGUGGCAAAGGCACUGAGGCAGAAGGAGAAAUCUAUUAACAUGCCAAAGAAACCCCUACUGCCCACACACUCUCCCUUCAACCUUCUGUCUUUGCUGAGCUCUGACCAUGAACAGCACCAAUGGGAUAGCGAUCAGAAGCCCCAGGCAAAGUCCGCUCGCCUGGCUGGCCUGCUUCUGCGAAGUCCUACCCACUAUUACAGUUGCCGUUGGCCUCUGCUGCUUGACCCCAGCAACCAGGCUCUCAUCUGGUUGCACCCACUGCCUCUGGAACAGAAUAAUUCCUUGGUCUCAGACUCUACUGAGGACAGAGGUAAGCACAAGAAUGGCCUCAUGAGCAAUCAAGAGAGAGUGUGCCAAGAGGAGGGCAUAGGCGUGGAAGACGAGGAUAGUGAGGAGAGCAGUGAGACCAAGGAUCAAAUAGAAGAGCCGAAGGCAAAGGCAAAUGGGGAGAAAGAAGGAAAAAAGGAGAAAAGGAAGAGGGAAAAAGAGACAGAGAAUAAGUCAAAGCCCGCCUCUGAGACUUCACCUCUUCCCCACCUUAAAGUGCUCUCAGGUGCUGACCCAGAGUUGGGUCCUCAGCUCCAGGAGGCAGCUGCCAGUGGCUUACCCGUGCUACUAACCAACGUGGAGCUAGGCCUAGAGUGUCAAGAACUGCAAUGGUUGCUACAGCGAGAGCAGCUGAGCCCACCCCGGGUGCAGCCUGGCUUCAUUCUCUACCUGAGCACUACUGUCCCCCUCAGUGCCUUGGGAAAAGUGUUAGGUUGUGACUUACUGAAGGGGCUGAAUGUGCUGGAUCUCAGCCUGAACAUGGACGUACUGAAAGAACAGAUGCUACAUGAAAUUUUACGCAUAGAGCAACCCGAGCUCCAGACCCGCUGGCAGGAACUAAAGAACAGAAUCGUGGAUAUUUGCAAAGCUGUGGAGGUGGCUGAGGAGAAGCUGCUGGCAAUGCUGCUGCACCAGAACUCACCACAUCAGAAACCAGCUAAGUUCCUGCGGAACAUGGUGAGGGUCCAGGCAGAGCUAUGCCAGCUGUGUGCCCAGAAAGAGGAGCUAGAAGACCUGAGGCUACAGGAGAUGUUGUUGUGGACACCCUAUCAGCAUUUGGUCCAUCACGGAAUAGCCAUUAUACAGGCCCUAAGCCCACUGCAGAACCUUCUGCCACUUUUACGCUUAAGACCAGAGCACUGCUUGGCAGCCACCAAGCAGAUUUUAGAGAACAUAAAGAAGUGUGAGGCUCAGCCAGGUGAGGACACGGCCAGUCAUCUGCUGCAGAUAAGGACACAGCUGACCCGCCAUCUGCUGGGCAGCACUGUGGCUACCUUGGGCUUGACCCGAGUGCCCUUAGUGGGUGCUCUGGGUGCUCUGGCUCUGUUGCAAGCAGCAAGAAAGGCACCAGAACUGGAGAGGCUGGCGCUCUGGCCUGGACUAGCAGCCUCUCCCACCACAGGCCACAGCCAUCAUAUCCAAGGUGUGACCCGACCAGCCUGGCUAGGGCUGAGAGCCUGGCAUGAAUGUGCAAUGUUAGAAUUACUGCCCCCAUUUGCUGGCCUGCGUGCAUCCCUAGCAGGCCACUCCAACAUCUGGCAAGCUUACCUAUCACUGUCAUCCACAGUGCUGGGUCCUGCACCUGGGCCUGGGCCUGAUCCCCUUAGCCUCCUCCAGAAGUUGAUCCUGUGGCGUGUGCUGCGACCCGAGUGCCUGGCAGGUGCCCUGUCCGACUUCACCACCAGCCUUCUGGGCCGGCCUCUGGAUGAAGCAAUUGAUGUCCCCACCAUGCCCUUGGAGCACAGUCAGGCUACUCAACCCAUGUUGAUCUUGUUACCGCCGCCUGGCCACCCCACAGCCACCCUGCAUCCCCUGCCUGUCAUCCAAAAAUUAGCUGCCAACCAUGAGCAGGGGCAGAAACAUCUACAGGUGAUAGCCCUGGGCUCUGAAGCCUGGGACCCAGUCCCAGCUGUGGUCAGCACUCUAUGCCAAGCUAUGCACAAGGGACACUGGUUGGUGCUGGAUAAUUGCCAUCUGAUGUCCCAGUGGCCAAAAGAGCUACUACAGCCUUUGAUGGGUCUGUUUGAUGGAGCUAACGUGGUCUCAGACUUGGAGUUGGAACUGCUUUUAGCUCAACCUACAAGUAGGAACAUGACCAUUGUGCACAAGGAUUUCCGUCUUUGGCUUAUUGUGUCUGCAGAGGCUAUUGCUUCCUUGCCAGCUGUGUUGACUCAGCACUCCAUGCCUGUUUUCUGGGACCAAUGCCUGGAGCUGGGCCGUGUCUUGAUUGACAGUGUGGAACUAAUCCAGCAGGGAUUCUGCAUGCCACCUACAACCCAGGUGUUGCCUCUGCUCUUCCUACAUGGUCUCCUGCUACAUCGGCAGCUCUAUGGACUGAAGCUGCAGGCACACAGGGGGCGCUGGAGUCAAGACACUCUGACCCAGGUUCUUCAAAUGCAGGGCCAACUGUGGGCCAGACUCAGCAAUCCUCGUGUUGCCAUGCAGGAGCUGGCUGCUUCGGUUUUCUAUGGGGGUCCUCUGAGGGACAUCAAGGACAGGGAGACCCUGAUAAGCCUCACUGAAGCCUGUCUGAGCCCUAGUACUGGGAGCUGGACCUACCCACAAACACCCCAGCAUCUGCUGACCACUCUGAUGCCCAGUUCAGAGCUAGAGGAACUGGAUGCCAUGGCAGAGUUCAAGGCCCAGAUGCACCUAAUGCCCACACCACCAGAACCCCGGAUCUGUGGACUAAGUGUGGGCUCCCAGGCCUGGCUGUUGCGACGCCAAAGUCGUGCUCUCCUAAGCGCAUUGCAACGCAGUUCAACUACUUGGGUCCCCGUGGUUCACCAAGGCGCCCGGCGCAAGGAAAGGCGGCUGCGGCAACGCCUAGCGCAAGCCGCGCGGAGACUGGAGUCACUGCAGGCUCUGCUAACAGCGAGCACUCACCAAGACGAGCUUGGAGCCCUGGGGCCAGUGCUGGGGCCGAAAGCUAGGCGGCCUCUAGAGGGCUUCCUAGAGACCGAGGCACAGGAGUUGAGCGAACUGGUGGGCGCACUGCAACGCGACCUAGACUGCCUGUUGCAGCAGCUAAAGGGAGCGCCACUGUGCUCCUCUCGGCGCUGUACCGCGGUGGCCCAGGCUCUCUGGACUGGCCGCCUACCGCCACCUUGGCGACUCCAUGCGCCCGCCGGCCCUCAACCACCCUGGCAUUGGCUGCGACAAUUGUCACGUCGUGGGCAGCUGUUGACCCGCUACUUAUGCGAGAGUGCUGGCACCGAGGUACCAAAGCGUGUCUUCCACCUGUCCGCCUUUUGCCACCCGCGCCGCCUACUUCUGGCACUGCGUUGGGAAGCUGUCCUGGACCCGCAUUCGCCCAGCCAGAAUUUCCCUGGUAGCCAAGGUUCCGGCUCCAGUCACUGCCCGCUUAAACGUCAGGAGCUGAACAGCAAUCCUCUGCAUCUCAGGGUGGAGAAUGGGCCAAAUCCCACCGUUCCAGAGAUGGGGCUGCUGCUGACUGGGCUACAGAUCCUGAAUGCCGAGUGGGACCCAAUAGCCGGGGCCUUGCAGGACAGUACUUCCAGCCAGCCCAGCCCUUUGCCUCCAGUCAGCGUCAGUGCGCAGACUUGGGGCCCCAAUGACCUGCCCCCUACAGGUGGCCUGGCUGUGUACUCCUGCCCUUUGUACAUGGAAGGACCGCUUGGCAUCACUAGGCUGCACAGCAGAAACAUCCUGAUACACCUGCCCCUGCCCACGAAGCUCAGCCCCACCAUCUGUGCCCAACGGAGAGUUUAUGCAUGCAGUCCACCCCUGCCCUGA